Lytechinus variegatus (green sea urchin) is the source of this 1673-nucleotide messenger RNA. Its product is annotated as ALX homeobox protein 1-like. Gene Ontology annotation, biological process: regulation of transcription by RNA polymerase II. The coding region runs from base 331 to 1644 and encodes 437 amino acids. Gene Ontology annotation, molecular function: DNA-binding transcription factor activity, RNA polymerase II-specific; RNA polymerase II transcription regulatory region sequence-specific DNA binding. The transcript is spliced from 4 exons. Lineage: Eukaryota; Metazoa; Echinodermata; Echinoidea; Temnopleuroida; Toxopneustidae. The record is from RefSeq and is a predicted model, not a curated record.
GAGCAUACGAUCCGUUGAAAGAUAGUGGGUACGGUAGUACAAGAGAUUCAACGGGUCAUGUUUUGUUUCAUUUCAGGGUUGGCUAGUCCUACGGAUAACAACAUUCAGAGUUGACUUUGAAUUUCAAUCUCUCACCUACUUCGAUAUCUAUACUCUCAAAUUGAUCGGCUUGAGCUCUUGGGAUACAUAACAUGUUUCUACCGUUUUGACUCGAGUUGAGUUUCUAGACUAUUGGGCUGCUUCUGCUUAGUCCCAAAUUAAUCUAAGUUCAUCCUGAUAGGCCAAUUUUCAUAAUUUCGUUGGAAUCACAGGCCUAUACCCCAGAAAAAAAUGACGGCAGUUGUUGUCCCUUCGUCCAAGUCCAGACUCCCGGAAGUGAACAUGCCGAAGACCAUCUUACCAACCACUCCGUGUAGUGGUCCAAGCAACUACUCAAUAGACUUCCUUCUUGGGAGAAAAGCCCCCGCUCUUGAAAGAUCUAGUCGGAAAGUGAUGGCCCGAGACCGGUCACCUAUCCGGGUGGAACACAGCGAAGGCUACCAUGACAAGGAUGACCACGGAAGGGCGCGUUACCAUCGUGAUGUUUAUGACUUUGAAUCGACGGAUGACAGAGACGUUGACUUCAUGACAUCGGUGAAAUCAUCCUCCAACUCCUCCACCUCACCAUCAUCAAGAGGAGAUCGGUUCAUACCAUCAUCACUUCCAUUGGCAUCAUCACCGUCACGCAAUCUACCAACAUCGAACAUCCCUCACAUCAACCCAGCACUCAUUUCACCGACAUCAUCCACGCAUUCAUCAUCUUCAUCGUCCCUAGAUUCCGACUUCUCCGCCGCGAUCGACAGAACAACGAUGUCAGGAGACGAGGCGAACGCAGCGGAUGAUGCCGAUAGUUCCUCACGGAAGCUCCGACGAUCUAGGACAACUUUCACCACCUUUCAGCUACAUCAGUUGGAGCGAGCAUUCGAGAUGACCCAGUAUCCCGAUGUCUUCAUGAGAGAGGAACUGGCCCUCCGACUAGACCUGAGCGAAUCAAGAGUUCAGGUUUGGUUCCAGAACCGACGGGCUAAAUGGCGUAAGAAGGAAAAACUCUUCGACCGUAAGAGUCCUUGUAGUUUUGGUGGCUUCGGGAAACCAUAUCCUACCGAGAUGACCAAAAUGGCGGAUCCCUUUCUUCAUCCGAUGGACAGACCAAGCCAUCCAUUAGCAUUCUCAAACCGAGGAAUGACGGGCAUCCCCUUACCAGCUAACCCAUUCGGUCUAGGAAUACCCUCUCAACUUCCAGCAGCGCCACCACCCCUAUGGAUUGCCAACCCCUAUUUGGCCGGAGUUCUGCGCGGUGGCGAACCUCCACACUUUGCAUUUCAGCACACAACUGACAUCGAUUUAUUAAGAACCGGCCAAAAGGCUAUGGACCUGGUUAGUUUGUCUGGGGUUGGAGCGUUACAACAAGGCACCAAACUCCCACAUUCCCUACCAAUCACGAUCCCGAAACUUUACAUGUCUCCAGCUGAAAAGGGUCGGAGAAUGGAAGAAGAAACAAGGAAAAAGAAAAGCAUCGAUACCCUUCGAUCCAAGGCCAAGGAUCAUUCUUUCAGUGACUCCUCCUGUUCUUCACCUCCUAGUUCACCACUUUCCAUCCAAUAAUCAAACUGAUCGUAAGAAAUAUUGAAGCC